Messenger RNA from Spinacia oleracea (spinach), 4031 nucleotides. Its product is annotated as kinesin-like protein KIN-7C, mitochondrial. NCBI's taxonomy places the organism in Eukaryota, Viridiplantae, Streptophyta, Magnoliopsida, Caryophyllales, Amaranthaceae. Gene Ontology annotation, molecular function: microtubule binding; microtubule motor activity; ATP binding. The record is from RefSeq and is a predicted model, not a curated record. Gene Ontology annotation, biological process: microtubule-based movement. Bases 63 to 3452 code for a protein of 1129 amino acids. The transcript has 27 exons.
UUUCUUCAACUACAGAGAGAGAAAAACAAGAGAGAAAAAACUCUGACCAGUUUUUUUUGAAAAUGGUGGGAAGCUCAACUUCUUCCAAAUCACCUCGUUCCACGUCACCUUUCCGACCAAAGAAAGGGUCUCCGUCGCCGUUUUCUUCGCCGGCGGUUAAGAAUGUUGCCGGACGUCCGGCAAGUCCGGCGUCGGAGCGUUCCGAGUUUAGUAAACCUAAAGAGAAUGUUACUGUUACUGUUCGAUUUCGUCCUCUCAGUGCGAGAGAGAUGAAGCUAGGGAAUGAGAUAGCGUGGUAUGCGGAUGGAGAUUGUACAGUUCGGAAUGAGAAUAACCCUAACAUUGCUUAUGCAUUUGAUAGAGUAUUUGGUCCUGCAACAACCACACGCCAUGUAUAUGAUGUUGCCGCUCAUCAUGUUAUAAAUGGUGCUAUGGAAGGAAUAAAUGGUACUAUCUUUGCAUACGGAGUUACUAGUAGUGGGAAGACGCACACAAUGCAUGGGGUGCAGAAGUCACCUGGAAUCAUCCCAUUAGCAGUGAAGGAUGUCUUUGAAAUCAUACAGGAGACACCUGGCAGGGAGUUUCUUCUUCGUGUUUCUUAUCUGGAAAUCUACAAUGAGGUUAUCAAUGACUUGCUGGAUCCAGCAGGACAAAACUUACGAAUCCGAGAAGAUACUCAGGGAACUUACAUCGAAGGAAUUAAAGAUGAAGUUGUACUCUCGCCUGCUCAUGCAUUAUCCUUGAUUGCUACUGGUGAAGCACAUAGACAUGUUGGCUCCAACAAUUUCAAUUUACUUAGCAGUCGAAGUCACACCAUUUUCACUUUGACCAUUGAAAGCAGUUCACAUGGGCAAAGUCCAGAGGAAGAAGAUGUUUCACUAUCUCAGUUGCAUUUGAUUGAUCUUGCUGGGUCUGAAAGUUCAAAGAUUAUAACAAAUGGAUUACGUAGAAAAGAAGGCUCAUACAUAAAUAAAAGUUUGCUAACUCUUGGCACUGUAAUCUCUAAGCUUACCGAUGGAAAAGCAGCUCAUAUUCCUUACCGUGAUUCAAAGCUCACCCGUUUGUUGCAGUCGUCUCUCAGUGGCCAUGGACGAAUUUCACUUAUCUGCAACGUGACCCCUGCCUCUGGCCACAGCGAAGAAACUCACAAUACUUUGAAGUUUGCACACAGGAGCAAACAUGUAGAAAUAAAGGCUUCUCAAAAUAAGAUAUUGGACGAAAAAUCCCUCAUUAAGAAGUACCAAAAGGAAAUUUUAAGUCUAAAGCAAGAGCUUCAGACACUAAAGCAUGGCAUAACAGAGGACCCAUGUGAGGAUCCAUGUGUGAGUGUGUCAACACCAGAAGAUUUGGUUAGCUUAAAGCUGCAGGUGGAAGCAGGUCAGGCUAAGUUGCAGUCUAACAUGGAGGAGGAGGAGGAGGACCAAGCUAAAGCGGCUCUUACGGGAAGAAUUCACCGGCUUACAAAAUUAAUUUUGGUUUCAACAAGAAAUACUUCAGGAACAAACAUCCCCCGAAAGGCGGCUGUCUAUACAAAAAUGCAUUCAUUUGCAGAAGAUGAGCUUGCACAUUUACCCGAUAGGACGAGGGAAUAUGUAAUUUGUGGUGAUGAUGAUGGUGAUGGAAGUCUGGAUCCUGAGGUUCCAGUUCAGGAAUGUGCCAAUGCUAACAAUCUGCAUGAGACAGUUAAGGAUGACAAGAAGAGUAAAAAAAAAGGAAUGCUUGGAUGGUUUAAAUCAAGAAAGCCUGAGCAUGUUGUUGGAUUGUCUCCAGCUGGCGCUGAUGGUCAGACUUCAACUAGUGGAACUCCUUUAUCUGGUUCCACCCCCUCAAAAAAUAGAGUAAUGGCUUCUGAUGGAAAAGACAAACAGAGGAAAUUAGUCAAAAGGAGGCAGGGCGAUAUUCCAGCUACAGACUCGUCUACAGAAAAAGGCCAAACUGACGAAUUAUUUAGCACUGGAGUUGGGAUUUCUCAUAUGGAUCCGACUGGAACAACCAUUACAGAUCAGCUGAAUUUUCUUCAUGAGCAAGUGAAACUGCUUGCUGGAGAUGUUGCACUGUGUACCGAAUCUCUUAAAAGACUGUCGGAGGAAGCGAUAAACAACCCAGAAGAUUCUCGGGAUGAGGAGCAAAUACAGAAGUUGAAGAAUAUAAUCACUGAAAAAAAGCUGCAAAUACAUCAGCUGGAGCAACACACUAUUGCAUCACUGGAAACAGCUCCACAAAGGUCGAGUAAGUCUGAGUUAUCUCAGGCUUUAUCCAAGCUUUCUACUCAGUUGAAUGGGAAAACUAUUGAACUUGAGAUCAAUUCAGUGGAUAAAAGAAUUCUUCAGGAACAAUUACAAAGGAAGAUUUCAGAAAACGCUGAGAUGCAAGAAACCAUUCUUCUACUUAGGCAGCAAGUUAGCACAUUGUCAGAUAUAUGCUCUGUCUGUCCAGAAGGACAAAGUCGGUCUGCUAUGCUCAAUUCUGAUUCUAGCAAUUCAGAUGAGAAAAACAAGGGAGGGAAGGAUUCACCUCUUGAUGCAACUACACCUACUAGUGUGAUAAAUUUGAAUCGGAUCUUUGCUCAGGAUGAAUCAAAAGAUUGCAAGAAUGCUACAAAUUCGAACUUACAGGCUUCUAAAAUAGAGAAUCUGAAGCAAGAGAAUGCGAUAUUAGCUGAAGAAAAGGUUGGACUUGAAAUUCACAGCCAAAAACUAGCAGAAGAGGCUUCAUAUGCAAAAGAAUUGGCUGCAGCCGCAGCAGUUGAGCUUCAACAUCUGACUGGAGAAGUAACUAGGCUGUCAUAUCAGAAUGCCGAGUUGAUUGGUGAGCUGAGUUCUACAAAAGAGGCCCAUUCCGGAUCUGGGUGCUGUCAACAUUUGUCUGAUGUGAAAGAAAGAUGCAGUGAUUAUGCUAACAUUGAUGCAAGCUCAAGGAAAUUAGAAUACGAGCAGUUGGUUGAGUACUUGCAAAAUGAACUUAAUGUUAGAUACCAGAGAGAAGCCAUGCUAGAAGCUGCUUUGUCUGAGAAGGAACAAGUACAACAUGAGCUGGAUAAACAACUGAAUGAGGCAAAGAGGCAUGGUGAGGUUUUAGAGAAUGACAUGGAAAAUAUGUGGGCUCUCGUAGAAAACAUGAGGAAAACUGGCACAGAGAUUGAUGACGCCAUAUCUCACAGGAUUGGUUCAUCUGAUUAUAGAUCAGGUGAGGUUUCAGUUGGAAUUUCUUCAAAGAGUAGCUUAUUAUCAGCAGAAAGUCAAGUUUCUAGAAAUUUGGACAAGAUAAGCUCAGUUGGUGCCAGCUAUUCGAAAGAAACGGAAAGGUCCCGAGAAAUACAGAGGCUAAUUUCAAGACUGAAGGGUGAAGACUUGUCUGGCCUUGAUAUGGCUACUCUUGAAGAAUUGCAAAAUGUUCAUGUUGAAGCUAUAACCAAGAUUUGCCAAGCAAAGUGCGCUAAUCAUAUAUUGUAGCAGGCCAGCAGAUAGCCCUUCAAAUAGGAAGUCUGAAAUUUUUGUGGUAUACGGCGUAUUGGUGUGAUACAACAUCAAAUAAAUAUUUGUAGAUCAAAUUUCAAAUUUGAUGCAGCAGGAUGGUCUUUUGGAGAUUAGAGAGUAUAUAAAUACCAACUAUCCAUUCUGCAUUAGUGCAUUCCGAUAUUUAUCAGGGCUUAAAACUGGCAUAAUGUAGGUAAUACUAACAACUUUUGGCAAACGUGCAAUUGGAAUUUUUCAUCUUUGUACAGUCUAAAACCCCAAGAACAUACGCUUUUCUGGCGAGAGCUACGUAUUGAACUGAACCGACUCUUGGGACUUGCUGACCAGUUUUUUGUGAGGAGCAUUUCAUUCAUAUUAUUUUGUAUCCGGAAUGUAUUUUGUAAUAAUCUUGUGGCUUACUGGUGUAAAACACUUGAACUAAACAUUGACCAAUGUAACUGUAUAUGUAUAUACGCGUAUUUUCGAAACUGAAAGAUGUUAUUGUAAAUUGUAUGUUAGUUUAUGUGUAAUCCUUUCUAUGAAAUCAAUCUGAGGAACUCAUUGGGUCUUCAGUUA